Molecule: messenger RNA, 456 nt
Organism: Durusdinium trenchii
Lineage: Eukaryota; Dinophyceae; Suessiales; Symbiodiniaceae
Source: the annotation of a GenBank genome assembly
AUGAUGGUUUUGCGUCAUGGCAUGGAAGUGAGCGCCAUCAAGCAUGGCAAGGUUGAAUCUUGGGCCUUGUGUCGAAAGGAUUUUGGAAAGGAGGUCGUGAUGAACAUUCCUGUCAAGGACAGCUUCGUGUUCAACUUUGCUAGGAUUCAGGACGUAUCAGCAGGUGGCGCACAGGUCUUGGCUCUGGUGGCUGAUGAGACGAAGACACGCAUCCACGGGUUCUUGUAUGGAAGUCGCAUGGCGUUGUUGACCCAAGAAGUGGCUGAGCAGGUCUUUUCUCCACCAUCCAUCCCUGGCGUCCCUGACAACCCUGCAAUGAUGUGCAUGUACGGCCAACAGUUUGACAUGCAAGCUACAUACCUCUUCGUGUGCGCCGAUCAAACCAAGACGCCCACGGAUGAGUCUUUGCUUGAGACCAUGAGACCAGGAAAGAUGGAGAGCUUGUCGAACGAUUGA